ACAGUUCACCGCUGAAUCUCGAUAACCACUUUUAGUUAUGAAUUCUCACCAUUUCAUGAUGCGAGGCGUUUCUGUGUUGGCUCUGGUGUGCAUGGUGUCCGCUGCGAAGCUGCCAGGAUACAGUGCCGGAGGCGACUCUGGCUUGGGCGUCGAUCUCGGCGGCGUAGGAGGCCACGCCGGCGGCGCAGGAGGAGCAGGAAGCGUUUUCCAGGCCGUUUUCGUCGGCAGCGGAAACCUUCCUGCUACUGCUUUUGGAGGCGCUGCUGGAGGUUUCUCCGGAGGCGCUGCUGGAGGUUUCUCCGGAGGCGCUGCUGGAGGCUUUGGCGGCGGCGCUGUUGGACAGGAGUACUCUGGGCCAAGCACAGGCCCCGUUGCCCCUGUUGUUACCGUUGAAGAGGAAUACACCGGCCCCGUUGCCGCCGUGUCUCCUGUUGUUACCGUAGAAGAGGAAUAUGCCGGACCAAGCACUGGUCCUGUUGCGCCUGUUGUCACCGUUGAAGAGGAAUACAGUGGUCCAAUUAUUGACGUUGCCCCGGUUGCCCCCGUGGCUCCCGUUGCACCCGUUCCAGUCGUUGAAGAGGAGUACUCUGGGCCCAGCGAAGUAGCCCACGUCAGCCCCCCUGUUAGCGAAUACAGCUCACCAAACCACUAAAGCUUUAUGCAGUUGGAGCUACCGUGAUGUUGCUGCAUCGAGGGCAUCCACUUAUCGCAAUGAAGCGCACUCCAAAAUGUUUGUAAAAUAAAAUGUUUUUAUAUA
Molecule: messenger RNA, 757 nt
Organism: Penaeus vannamei (Pacific white shrimp)
Lineage: Eukaryota; Metazoa; Arthropoda; Malacostraca; Decapoda; Penaeidae
Source: RefSeq, a predicted model, not a curated record